Messenger RNA from Macrosteles quadrilineatus (aster leafhopper), 1779 nucleotides. Its product is annotated as lys-63-specific deubiquitinase BRCC36-like. Gene Ontology annotation, biological process: double-strand break repair. Gene Ontology annotation, molecular function: metallopeptidase activity; cysteine-type deubiquitinase activity; polyubiquitin modification-dependent protein binding. The record is from RefSeq and is a predicted model, not a curated record. Bases 66 to 893 code for a protein of 275 amino acids. Gene Ontology annotation, cellular component: BRISC complex; BRCA1-A complex. Lineage: Eukaryota; Metazoa; Arthropoda; Insecta; Hemiptera; Cicadellidae. The transcript is spliced from 6 exons.
AAACAGACAGAACGUCAACGUUAUCAGAAUAGGUUAAGUUUUGAGGAGUUGAAUAUAUUACAACUAUGGUUCUUGCAAAAGUUUUCUUAUCGAACGAUGUUUAUAUGGCAUGCCUUCAACUAGCAUUGUCCACUGAGAAGGAAGAAGUGAUAUGUUUGCUUUUGGGCGAGAUCAAAGAAACCGACGAUGGUGUGAUGGCAUAUAUAUAUGCCAUAAAAAUUCCUCAUCGGUUGGAUAAGAAGAAAGACCGAGUUGAGAUUUCUAUUGAUCAGCUGUUAGCUGCAAGAGAACACGCAGAAAAGUUGUCCACCAACUACAAGAAGGAAAUUAGAGUACUUGGCUGGUUUCAUUCCCACCCUCAUAUCACUGUUUGGCCUUCCCACGUUGAUCUGAACACGCAAGCUAACUACCAGACAAUGUCGGACAACUUUGUAGGAAUUAUCAGCUCUGUUUUCUCCGAAGACAAGACAACAAAGGAGUGUGAAGUGAAUCUGACAUGUUUCCAAUCGGAGUGUGUUGUUGAUGACAAUGACAUGGUGCGUAAUGUCCGCAGACCUGUUCCGUUCUUUGUUGUAUCUAAUCUCGAUGAAAACUUUGUUCCCAACUGUCUACAGACCAUUUGUGAUCUACCGAACAUUUUGUACAAUGAAGAAGAGGAAAGCUACAAGGAAUGUGCUGGAGAAAACUCCGACGUUUUAUCGACCAUUCACAAUGACACGUUGCUGACUAAAUCCCUACUUCACAUAACAAGCAAGAUUUCAAUCCCGCUUCUGAAAACACUCGAGACCAGGGAGAGGAUAUUGAAGCAAAAAGCUCGCUACCACAAAAAAUUUGCUUCAAAAAUCCAAUCACUGUAUGGCGGUCAAGAACCUGUUCACAAUAAUGUAAAUUAGUCCUACAAGAGUUUUGUCUCUUUCUUCAGUUUUGUAAAUAGCAUAGCCAUAAGGAAACUCUAUUACCUCAUGGUGGAAGGAAAAUACAUAGGUGAGCUAUUCUCGUUGUCACUCAGAUUGCAAACAAAAGAUGAUUAUAACAACUGUCAAAUUAGUAUGUAUUUGUUUUGAUUUGGUUGUUAUUAUUUUUAUCAUGUUUUUAAAAUAGUUGAAUGUAUUCGUUAUAAAAACAAUAACAACCAAAUCAAAACAAAUACUAAUUUGACAAUUACAAUCAGGUCGAAACGGCACACGGAAGAUUUCUCAGGUGCCGUUUGACGUCACUUUGAGGGAACACCAAUACCGCAACGAUACGAUUUUGAGCCAUCGGCCUCGGUGGUGCAGUGGAUAGCGUUGCGGGCUGAUAAUCCGAAUGUUCCGGGUUCGACUCCCGCCGGCGGCACUAACUUUUUAUCAACAUUUUUUUCAUAUCAGCAAGUUUGGUUGGUUUGGUUAGGUUAUGACAGUUUAAUUUUAUAAUUAAAAAAUUAUAAAAUUGAAUUUUAGGCAAUUAUAAUUUUAUUUUAUGAACAAAACUAUUUUUUAGAUUAGUAAACCUUUAUUUGAUUUUUCCAUUAUCAGCACGUUUGGUUGGUUUGGUUAGGUUAUGACAGUUUAAUUUAACAAUAGAAAAUUAUAAAAUUGUCUGUUUCUUCAGACGCAGCAGUUAGUGACGUCAAACGGCACCUGAGAAAUCUUCCGUGUGCCCCACCGCAAUCAGGUGAUCUUUUGUUUGCAAUCUGAGUGACGUCAGAAUAUGACGAGAAUAGCACACCUAUGUAUUUUCCUUCCACCAUGCUAUUACCUUAUGUAAUUAUUUUUGUACCUAAUAAAUUUGUUCAUCCCA